Molecule: messenger RNA, 300 nt
Organism: Strongylus vulgaris
Lineage: Eukaryota; Metazoa; Nematoda; Chromadorea; Rhabditida; Strongylidae
Source: the annotation of a GenBank genome assembly
AUGGAUAGGAGGAAAUUUGAUGUGAUUAUUGGGACAUCCCCCAGGGGAGAACCUGUUAACAAUAUGUAUGUAAAUACUUUGAAUAAUAUUAACGUUCUCCUGGUUUUUGGCGGUGUUGCUGGAGUUGACGCCGCAUUGGAAGCAGAAGAAGCGCUUAUGGAAACACGUGCUGAAGAAGCUUUCGAUCGCCUAAUCAACUCUCUUCCUCAUAAAGGAAGCAAUAGCGAACGCGUCGAAGAAAAUGUUUUCAUUACGCUUGCUGAAGUGACAAUGCGAUUGGAGCAAUUGUUUUCCUCGUAA